Messenger RNA from Leptidea sinapis, 780 nucleotides. RefSeq lists its product as uncharacterized. The record is from RefSeq and is a predicted model, not a curated record. Bases 1 to 780 code for a protein of 259 amino acids. The transcript has a single exon. Lineage: Eukaryota; Metazoa; Arthropoda; Insecta; Lepidoptera; Pieridae.
AUGGCAAUGGAUAAAAAGGCAUCAUGGAAAUGUUUACAAUGUCGCAAUGCCAAUAUGUCUUCCACCGCGGCGGACAUAACUACUGUCUUGCAUGAAAUUAAGGCUAUGCGUGGAGAUCUCAACAGCAUGCGCUCAGAUAUAACCUCAAACACCAAGGCUGUGGAGGAAUUUAACUAUCAAUUAUCUUGUCUAGCUGCUCGCUUUAACAACUUAGAUAGCCGAAUUUCUACAGUGGAAACAAUAAUACAAAAGGAUUUGACCUCUGCCAACAUUACAAUUGAUGAACUUCGUCGUGUCAAUAACGAGCAGGAUCAACACUCGAGAUUGAAUAAUGUUGAAAUAUCAGGAGUGCCAGUCUCGAAUGGUGAAAAUCUGCUAUCUAUUGUACGUGAUAUCUGUCAUAAGGUUGCGUUUCAAUUACAAGAAUCUGAUGUAGAUUACAUCCAUCGUGUUCGUCGUUUUGUGAAUCCCAACAUUAGUGAAGGUCAAACACAGUCUUCUAGCAGCCGUCCCCCCGCGAUCAUAGUCAGGUUUAGCAGGAGACUCCGCAAGGAUACGCUGAUAGCAGCGGUGCGCGCGCGCCGCGGCCUUACAACAGCUGAUAUAGGUUUGCCUGGACCCACAGUGAACCUAUAUGUGUCAGAUCACCUUACUCCAUCUAAUAAGUUACUUCUGAAGCAGGCCAGGAAAAUCAAAGAAGAUUUACACUACUCUUAUUUAUGGAUCGUGACUGUAAAUUAUUUAUUAGAAAGAGUGAUAAAUCUAAGGCUCUCCGUAUAA